AUGCUUUCUCUGCAUAGAAGCCUGAAGUUUGUCUUUCCCAAUGCACCGAUACGCCCCAUUACCAUUAAUGGUGGCGCGGAAAUGCGUGGCUGGUACGACAUUGACCCGGGCGCACCAUUGGCCGGCGGUGAAGACAUCGAAGCCUCAGCUGCAGGCAUUGCCAGGCUGAUAGAGGCUGAAGUCGACGCAGGCAUACCCGCCAGCCAGAUCGUGUUGGCAGGAUUUUCUCAAGGCGGUGUUAUCGCCCUGCAUCUGGGACUGGCCUAUAACAAGAAGCUGGCGGGCAUCAUGGCUUUGUCCACCUAUCUGCACGACCACGAAAAUAUUGCCAAUCGGCUGGAUUUUGCCAACGUCGACACGCCAAUUUUCAUGGCACACGGACUAUCCGACCCGAUGAUCCCAAUUACCCGUCUGCCCUCAGGAAAUACAAGAUAUCGCGACAUGGUUGAACCAGAUUUUUCCCUGAUCGACCCACUCGAACCAAGCCCCGGAGCCUGGCUGGAUAGCGUCCUGGCCGACUUCGACUGCUUCCUCGCCGAUCAUGCUUCAUGCGAGAAAAAGGCUUCAGGGAUGGCCAUGAGCAUGGCUUCACACUAUCCGGACAAGCCGGAACUGCUCAGCGCCAUGGCCGACCUUGCCGUUGAGGAACUGAGCCACUAUCGCGAAGUCAUUCGCCUGAUGUUACAACGCGGCGUCAGCCCGAGACCUGACACCAAAGAUCCGUACGUCAACACGCUGAAUCGCCUGGUGCGCAAAGGGGCAGACGUGUUCCUGAUGGACCGCCUGCUGCUGGGCGCCAUUGUGGAACGACGCGGAGCUGAGCGAUUCGGCUGUAUCGCUGAGGCGGUAACCGAUCCGAUGCUGCAGAAGUUCUACCAGGCCAUAGCCGCCAGCGAAGCUCGGCACUGGACGCUUUUUUACACCCUCGCCUGGCGCCAUUGUGAUCAGCCUGAGGUCACUGCCCGGUUUCGCGAAUUGACAGUGGCUGAGUCUGAAAUCAUGUUGAGCCUGCCGCGCACCCAGGCUCUGCUGCAGACAGCACAGGCUAUCUGCCCGGUAGAUUGUUGGGCGAUCGAUGCGGUCAGCCAUCCGCUGCCGACAAAGCAAGGGGUUGGCCUAGCCCGCAAGAUUGGUAACGAUGCUGCCUGUCGCUUGUGGCUGACAGGUAAAAUCAGCUGUCCAUGGCUAUACCAAUGCGACGCCGAUAGCGUUUUACCUCCAAACUACUUUUCGACAAAACUUCCAGCUCGCGGUGCGGUUGUGUUUGCUUUCCGGCACAACAGUCCGGAUCCGCUGAUGCAGAAAGCUGCCAACUUUUACGAACGGCACAUGCAUCACUACGUUCACGGCCUGCAACAGGCCGGCUCCCGCUACGCCUAUCCUACCCUGGGUAGCACUAUGGCUGUUCAUGUGCAGGACUACGCGCUGGUACGAGGAUUUCCAAAACGCAGUGGCGCAGAAGAUUUCUAUCUGCUCGACAAGAUUGCCAAAGUCAGUCAGGUGACUUGCAAACCGGAAGUGACGGUAAGUAUUCAGGCCCGCCUUUCCCACCGUGUACCAUUUGGCACUGGACCCGCCCUGCAGAAAAUUAUGCAAGGCUUCGAGCGCGACUCUAGCGGCGCUUUUUUUACGACGUAUCACCCGGACAGUUUUAAACUACUCGCCACCGCGCUCAGACAUCUGCAGGCGGUCGCUGCCGGCGCUGAACUGGCAGACGAUCGCGCGACCCGACUGCUGGGUGAACUGGGCAUUGAACAGCUGAUACCAAAGCUGCAGGCAAAGUAUCCCACUCCCGGACAAAAGGCGUUGAUACUUACACAGUGGUUUGACGCAGGUAAAACGCUACGCUUCAUCCACCUGGCGCGAAGAUAUUAUGCAGAUAUUUCACUGAACGAACUGGACGCCGACGCUGCGCGGGCAGCCAUCUACAGCACCUACAACAUGUUUUUCCCGGAUGACUGGGAUCGUAAACUGGUCAUCCUGCCUGAUGCUGCCGCCUACCAUGACACUUUUUACCACGUCUCCCGGUCAGCCAUUACCGCGACAGGGCUCAAUAUCAUUCCUGGCGAACUGAUUGACCGCGAAGGUCUGUAUCUGGCCAACGUCGACGAGGACCGGUCACUGGGACGCCGACAGGUGCCGUUUGUCGAAGGGUUGCGCGCCAUUAUCGCCUCCCGCCCGGAGAGCGACCCUUUUUUACCAGUGCUGGCCAAGGUCUGGAUAAAAGGGCUGGUCAGCGUUGUUCUGAUCGCCAUCAUCAGCCUCUCCUGGAGCGGCCAACUCGAUCAUGCUGCGCGCAGCGCUACGCUGGAUAAUUUCCAGCGCGCGCUGGCGGUUGCCGCCAUCGCUAGAGGCUUUAAUGGCGUUAUAUCUGUCGCUCAGGGCACCGAAGUAGCCAUUGCACCGGUCGGCGUGGGCGUAACCUUAACCCUGGGCCAGAUCCUCGAUCCACUGAAUGAUCUGGUUGAACGUUUUUCCGCCCUGGCGUUGAUUGCCAGCGUUGCUCUGGGUGUACAGCUGACUUUAAGCGAAAUGUUUGCCUCCCCAUGGCUAUCCGGCAUUUUGAGUAUGGCCGGUCUGGCCUAUCUGAUAAUGCUCUGGCGAACGCCACAUCAUCUACAACAAACACGAGCUCCGUGGCUGGGCAAAUUUCUGGGCCUGGUUAUAUUUCUCCGGUUUAUGCUUGCCGUUAUGCUGCUGGCAACCCAUCUGCUGGACACCUAUUUUCUCGACGCCCGACAAAAUGAGGCGAUGGAUAACUUGAGCUAUACCAAAACGCAUAUCCAGAGCAUGCAGGACAACGAGAUUGCAGCCGCACCCGCCGAUAUGGAAGCUGACCUGUUUGAUCGCACUGCCGCCGGCAUACGUGAGUUCCUCGACAGUUCGAGCCAGACCCUGGACCUCAAAGCCCAACUCAACGAGAUGGAGCAACAGGUGGAAAACAGCAUCGAAGAAAUGAUUAACCUGAUUGUUAUCUUUCUGCUGCAGACGUUACUGCUUCCGAUUGCCACACUGUGGCUCUGCUGGCAAUUAUUACGUACAACUGGACUGGAAAUUACCAGUCGCCUGGCACCACGCAAAGAUCUAAAACUGCUGAAAAUCAGUGAUGCCGAGCGCAAAGAUCAGGAUGCACGGCGCCAGUACCUGCAAAGUGCAGAUGUCGCCAUACUGUGUUUACCCGACACCGCCGCACGUGAAGCCGUUGCGCUGGCCGCGGGUAAAACCCGGAUUCUGGACGCUUCAACCGCCUACCGCACCGAUCCAGACUGGGUUUAUGGUUUACCCGAACUCAACGCGCAGCAGAGAUCGCACAUCCAAAGCGCACAAUAUGUCAGCAACCCAGGUUGUUACCCGCAGGGUUUUAUUCUGCUGACUCGACCCCUCAUCGAAGCUGGUUUACUGGCAGCGGCCACUAGCCUGCGUUGUCAUGCGGUAUCAGGCUUUUCGGGGGGCGGCCGACAGAUGGUAGAAAAGUUCCGCGCAUUUGACCGCACCCAGCAAGACCAAUACAACAGUCAGGCUUACGGGUUAACCCUGCAGCACAAACAUGUGCCUGAGAUGCACCACUACAGCACAACGCGCGAUGCCCCCUUGUUCACGCCCAUGGUGGCAAACUACUACAAAGGCAUGUUGGUACAGAUUCCGCUGUUUCGUCAGGAAGUUGGUCAUGCCAGCAAAUCCGAACUUCACGAUAUACUUACCGCCAGAUAUGCAGGUGAAUCUUUUGUCAGCGUCCUGCCACUGGACAACAGUAUGUUGAUCGACGGAUUCUUGAAUCCAACAGUCUGCAACGACACUAACAACAUGCAGCUGAUGGUGUUUGGCAAUGAUGAUCAGUACCUGCUGGUCGCGCGUUACGACAAUCUCGGCAAAGGCGCAGCCGGCAACCCGGUAGCGCUGAACCUGAGCCGCGGCAAACCCGCAGCCGACCAGGUUGCACUCUCUGACAAAAUGGAAGACGUGAUUGCCGGUGACUAUUUCGACAGCACCGGUACCGACGUACGCAACUAUGGUGAAAUUCGAGGGAUUGCUGAUGGGCGCGCUCUGGGUGAAGAACUCAUGGGCGUGCCGGCCGCGAACAUUAUCGCAGGCGGUAACUCAAGCUUAUUCCUGAUGCAUCUUGUGACUGCAACAGCACUGACAUAUGGCCUUUGGGGUGAUCAGCGACGAUGGUCCAACUCCAAUCCUGUUAAAAUCCUGGCCCCGGCACCGGGCUACGACCGGCAUUUUGCGCUUACGCAGUCUCUGGGCAUCGAGAUGAUACCUGUCGCCAUGGGGCCUGACGGUCCGGAUAUGGCACAGGUUCGCGCAUUGGCAAGCGCCGACGCAUCAAUCAAAGGCAUCUGGUGUGUACCGAAGUAUUCGAACCCGACGGGUUGUAUCUACAGCGACGUGGUCGUCGACGAGAUGGCUGCAUUGCCAGAUGCUGCAGCGGCAGACGACUUUGUUGUAUUGUGGGACAACGCCUAUGCCGUGCACGACUUCAACUUUCCCGGACAGGCGUUGAAAUCUAUCUUCGAUGCCGCCCAGGCAGCCGGUACCGCGGAUCAUAUCGUUCAGUUUGCCAGCACCUCGAAAAUCACCUUUGCCGGCGGAGGCGUUGCCUUUGUUGCUUCAAGUGAGCGCGUACUUAAAGCCCUGGAAGAACGCCUGGGCUUCAUGAUGAUCGGCCCCGACAAAGUUAAUCAGCUGCGUCAUACCCGUUUUUUGGGCGGUCGCCUGGAACAACAUAUGCAGGCUCACGCCGCGCUGCUGAAACCAAAAUUUGAAAUUGUCGAAGACACCUUAAGCAAAGAACUCGGUGAUCUCGAUAUCGCGCAGUGGACCAAACCCGGUGGCGGUUACUUCGUCUCCUUAGACGUUAAUCCCGGGCUUGCGCAAACGAUUGUAAGCAUGGCCAAAGACGUCGGCCUGACGCUUACCCCCGCUGGCGCAACCUACCCCUAUGGGCAGGAUCCAGAUAAUUGCAACAUACGUAUUGCACCCACUUUUGCAUCCAUCGAAGAAUUGCGGACUGCCAUGCAAAUCCUCACGUUGUGUGUGAAACUGGCCAUUGCAGAUCUGGGCUACGAGUAUUGCACCCCAAUACAAAGUAAGACGUUGCCGUUUGCGCUGUCAGACUACGAUGUCACGGGACAGGCGCAGACCGGCACCGGUAAAACCGCUGCCUUCCUGAUUGGCGUGCUGACACGCUUCUGGGAAAACCCAUUAAAAGAAGUUCCCCCACUGGGAUGUCCCAGAGCACUGAUCCUGGCUCCAACCAGAGAAUUAGCGCUGCAGAUAGAAGGUGAUGCCAAAGGCCUGACCAAGUACAUGGACGAACGUACCGUCUGUGUUGUCGGUGGCAUGGACUUCCAGAAGCAGCUCGACAAACUUGAAAAGAAACCCGUCGACCUGCUGGUGGCUACCCCAGGUCGUCUGAUCGACUUUUUAGACCGCAACAAGAUUUCGCUGAAACAUGUUGAAGUGCUGGUUAUCGACGAAGCCGACCGUAUGUUGGACAUGGGUUUCAUCCCAGAUGUGCGCCGUAUUGUCUUUCAGACCCCACACAAACGAACCCGUCAGACGUUAUUUUUCUCCGCGACCUUUAACGAUGACGUCAUGCGCCUGGCGGAAUCCUGGACCAUUGAUGCAGAACAUAUUGUUAUCGAGCCUGAAAGUGUGGCGACAGACACGGUCGACCAGAAAUUCUGGAUGAUCGGACGAGACGAAAAAGACAGCGCUUUAUUGAAUUUGCUGCGUAAUACCGACACGGAACGCGCAAUUAUUUUUGCCAAUCGACGCGAUCAGACACACAGAGUUGUCAAAUACCUGCAGAACAACAACAUUGAUUGUGAGGCCCUGGCAGGUGACGUGCCCCAGCGCAAACGUCUGUCGACCUUAAAUCGCUUUAAAGAAGGUAGCUUGAAAUUCCUGGUGGCCACAGAUGUGGCCGGCCGUGGGAUUCACGUCGAUGGCGUUACACACGUCAUAAACUACGAACUGCCGGAAGACCCGGAAGAUUAUGUGCACCGUAUCGGCCGCACCGGGCGAGCCGGCGCAACGGGUACAUCCAUCAGUUUUGUUUCUGAAGACGACGCCUUCAACUUGCAGCCCAUUGAGCAAUACCUGGGCAUGAAGGAACGCAGGUUAUCUGAGCCGGUCAAUGGACGUUUUAAGCACCGGUUGAAUUCAGAUAUCGUUUUAUAUUGGGGAGUACUUCUGAACCGUUUGCUCAUAAGCAUUGUUUCACUUUGCCUGUUUCUGGGUAUUGUGACCUUCUUUGGCACAAACGCCUCUGCUCAGAGCAAGACUGAGAUAACUUGGGACGUUCCCUGGGAAGUGUUGCCUGCUGAGAAUGCAGCUACUCUGGCAGAGGCACAGCGCAGCAAGCGCUGGAUCAAAGGGUCCGGGAUCGCAUCAUUUUCCUAUGACAGCCAGCCGAAAUGGUUGCGUUACCAGAUCCCUGCAGUCGAUUACGUACGCGCCUUCAGUAUCGAAAACCCGUGGCUUGCGGCCAUCGAUGUGUAUUCACUAUCAGAUGGGGUCGUCCACGAAAAAUACGAGAUGGGUAAUCGCCGACCUGCUGUGAAUCGCCCCAUCGGCAGCACCAAUUUUGCGGUGGGCCUGCGCUCAAACGUCGACGAAGUUUAUAUCUACGAUCACGCUCUAUCGGCGUCUUAUUUUCCAGUGACCCUGUCCGCGGCUGCGGCGUUUACCGCCAGAAGCACAAAGCUCACCGCUUUCCACGGCAUGUACUACGGUGGUUUGCUUAUCAUCAUUCUGUACAACCUGGCGAUCUUUUUUGGCACCCGCGACAGAGCUUACCUGUACUACACUCUGUAUGCCGGAUCCCUGGUCGCAUUCUUAUCAACUGCAGACGGCACCGGCGCGGUUUUUCUGUGGAACGAAACACCCAUCAUCCAGGAUUACGUUAUUGGCCUGGGGUGGGGGUUGGGUUUUAUCUGGUUACUUGAGUUCGCCAACCGCUUCCUCAACACCAGCCACAUCAGACACUGCCGGUUGAUCCGCAGAACGAUACAAGGGAUGACGGGGCUGACUAUGUUCAUGGUCAUCCUGUGGCCGGGUAACAAUGCUUAUGUGCUGCAAACAAUCAUGAGCUUUGUGGUGCUGUCCGCACUGCUGUUUAUUGGCAUCAACACAUCCUUGAAAGGCAUACGCAACGGCGGGCUCUUUCUCGCCGCUAAUGGCGUGUUUGCUAUCGGUGCAUUUUCCCACAUGAGUAUGUUGAUGGGCUGGCUGGCGCCACACCCGAUGUUGCAACAUGGCAUUCACAUUGGCUCACUGGCAGAGUUGAUACUCCUCGCUGCCGGGCUGGUAAGACAGCUGCGCGCCAACGAAGAAGCUCGUUUUGCCGCAUUCAACCAAUCCCAGGAGCUGGUAAGGCGUAAUCACGAAUUACGCACCGCCUCGGCUCUGGCUGAAGAACAUCGCCAGUUACAGAAGUCUCUACAACAGGCGCAGAAACUUAAAACCAUCGGCCAACUGGCCGGUGGCUUUGCCCACGACUUCAACAAUAUUCUCGCCAGCAUUCUCGGCUUCGCCGAACUGGCGCGGGACAAAACUGCCGCCUCAGACCGGGCUACGCUGCUGCGUUACAUUGGUGAGAUCCAACAAUCGGGCGAACGUGGCGCUAAUCUGGUAAGACAGCUGCUCACCUACAGUCGCAGCACCAGUUCAGCACCUCGUGAACUCAACCUUGGCCAGGUUCUGGAACAGUCCGGCGAGCUACUCCGAGGCAGCCUGCCAGCCACUGUAAAAAUACAAACACAUAUCCCGCAGCAGUCUGUACGUUUAUCAAUCGACCCUGAACAGCUGCAGCAGGUGCUGGUUAACUUAUCUAUCAAUGCAGCAGAGGCAACGGACAACCGCGGCCAGAUUGAUAUCUACCUCGAAGAGGAAAAGCUGCAAGGUUUGCGCUGUACCUCGUGCCUGACGCGUUUCAACGGCGACUACAUCGCAAUCAAAAUCGAAGACAACGGCGCCGGUAUAUCGGGCAGCGCAGAGAACCUGUUUACGCCAUUCCAAACCAGUAAAGAAGUAGGUCAAGGUACAGGGCUGGGGCUGUCGGUUGUGCACGGCAUCGUGCACGAACAUGGCGGUCACGUACAUGCCAGCAAUCGCGCGGACGGCGGGGCGCGGUUCACCAUCUACCUGCCACACAAUGCAACCGUGGCGUUGGGUGCAACAGAUACACACAAACGCAUCUUACUGAUUGAAGACGACCCAUCCGUUGCGAGCUAUCUGCAAUCGCUGUUUGAAAAUGAGGCUUAUCACACCACCUUUGCGACGAUGCCUACGGAAGCUUUAGAAACAUUUGUAGCAAAUCCGGAUGCUUUUGAUCUGGUGAUCACAGACUAUCUGAUGCCACAAGGUACGGGCCUGGAACUGGCUGAAGACAUCCACGCGCUGCGCCCAGAUCUGCCUAUUCUGCUGACAACCGGUAACGCCAACAAUCUGGACAAGAGCGCACUCACGUCAGCGGAACUGGCGGCCAGCGAAGGUGCAGAUGUGAUCACCUGGCCGGAAGCCUUUGCUUAUCUGGGCCGCCAUGACGGCAAACGCGAGAUACUGGAGGCACUACCAGACGGAGGACCGAUCUUUCAUCGCUGCACUCAGCUCGCGCAACGUUUGAACUGCGAAUUACUCCUCGGCGGAUUCCAUGAAUCGUCACCAAACUCAGACAAGUGUUUCAAUACCAGCGUAUACCUGGGCCGAGAUGGCAACAUCAAAGCGAUGUACCGCAAAAUCCAUCUGUUUGACGUCAAUAUUAAAGACGGCCCAACCCUGCAGGAGUCACGCCAGACCGAAGCUGGAGAACUGGCGGUAGUUGUAGACGCUUCGUUUGGUCGAUUGGGUUUGACGGUUUGUUACGACGUCCGGUUUCCCAUGCUUUAUCAGAAUCUUGCCGAUCAGGGUGCUAUUGCCAUGUCAGUGCCUUCAGCAUUUACCGCCACCACCGGAGCCCUGCACUGGCAUACCCUGCUCAAGGCCCGCGCUAUCGAAACUCAGAGUUAUGUCAUCGCACCCGCGCAACAUGGCCAGCACAGCAGACAUCGCGCGUCUUACGGGCAUUCGUUAAUCGUCGACCCCUGGGGCAAGGUGGUUGCUGAACUGGCUGACGGUGACGGCUACGUGAUUGCGGAGGUGGACCCGGCUGCGCGCAUGUCUGAUUCAGUAAAAUUCCGGGGCAGUGGCAUCAUCGUGCUGGCGGCCAUCGUCGUGAUUGCUGCCGGCUUAAAAGCCUCUCAAGAUCUUAUGGUGCCGUUUUUACUGGCUGCUUUUAUUGCCACUAUCGCUGCAACACCCAUGUUCUGGCUGCAGAAAAAAGGCCUGCCCGCAGCUUUCUCUCUGCCUGUUGUCAUGAUCUUCAUUGUUCUGCUGGUAUUUCUGUUAGGGGCCCUGGUAACUCAAUCCGCCUCGGACUUCACCGCCAAACUGCCGUUCUACCAGGAGCGUCUGCAGGCUUUUCAGGAAGACACCAACCGCUUGCUGCAGCCGAUUAUUGAUCGCACCGGGAUCGAGGUCAGACUGGAACUGUUGUAUCAGAAUUUUUCGCUGAACACUGCGCUGGAAAUGGCGGGUACCACGCUGGCACGUCUGGGUGGUGUUCUGAGUAACAGUUUUCUUAUCCUGCUGACGGUGAUCUUUAUACUUGCUGAAGCCGCCAGCUUUCCGCGCAAGCUAUCAGAUGUGCUUAACGACCCAGAACGGGAUCUGCCUUACUUCGCGCAGUUUGCUGAAAACGUCAAUCGCUACAUUGGUAUCAAGACCAGUGUCAGUGUAGCCACCGGCGUGAUUGUGACGCUGUUCCUCUGGCUGCUGGGGGUCGACUUCCCUAUUUUAUGGGGGCUGCUGGCUUUUCUACUCAAUUAUGUUCCGACCAUAGGUUCAAUAAUUGCAGCCGUACCUCCGCUUAUCCUGGCUUUAGUGCAGAUUGGAUUUGGCGCAGCUGGCGCGGUCGCCGCAGGCUUCCUGGCCAUCAACAUCAUCAUGGGCAACGCGGUUGAACCCCGCUUUAUGGGUCGCGGCCUGGGGCUAUCAACCUUAGUGGUGUUUCUCUCCCUGGUUGUGUGGGGCUGGGUGCUCGGGCCGGUUGGCAUGCUGCUGUCUGUGCCGCUGACCAUGACGGCAAAAAUUGCUCUUGAAGCCAAUCCCGAUACUCGUUGGAUCGCUCACCUGUUAGGUCCAGCUGAUGCGUUGCCGCCACUGGAUGAGACACAGGCACAGAUCAUCAAAGCGGCUUCUGACACGGCUGAUGCAGGUGAUGAAAAAGACCAGGACAACACCGUACAACAGGCACUGGUGGGCAUUGAUGUUUCGCGGUUACGCACCUAUCCGCAACCAACGGCGGAUUUACUGCGCGACGCGAUAGCCCAAACACAUGGCCUUACGCGCGAUAAUGUGGUCGUGACUCACGCGGGUGACGAAGCCUUGCGCCUGGCGAUCACCACCUUUGUUGACCCUGGCCAGUCUUUUGGCAUGGCCAAUCCCAGCUACUCGCUGUAUCCGGUACUUGCCGCCAUACAUGACGCCCGGGUGGUUACCGUUGACCUGCAGGCUGACUGGAACUGGCCCGCGGACUUCACCAGCCAACUCAACAGUGCCGGCGUGCAACUGACCUGUGUGGUCAAUCCUCACGCGCCCAGCGGCACGCUGUAUUCACAGGCAAAAUUAUCUGAGUUAGCAAACAAUCUGAAUGGUGUGUUGUUGAUUGAUGAGGCCUAUGCAGAUUUCAUUAACCCCGACCUGAAUUACAACAGCUCGGAAUUACUCUUAAACCAUGACAAUGUGCUGGUCCUGCGCACUUUCAGCAAGGGUUACAGUCUCGCCGGCCUCCGCUUGGGAUAUCUGUUAGGCAACACGGAUCUGAUCGACCCGAUCAUCCGCAAAACCCGUGACAGCUACAAUGUCGAUCAUAUCGCACAGGCACUUGGACUGGCCGCCAUCAACGACCAGGAUUAUGCACAACAGACCUGGCAUCAGGUGCGGAUGGCCAGAGACAGCCUGCAGCAGAAUCUCACCCAGCUCGGCUUACCAUCACCACCCAGCCAGACUAAUUUCCUGCUGGUUGAGGUGCCGCCGGCGCUGCCUAAGAGCGCCAAUGCACUUUAUCUCCUGUUGAAAGAAGCUGGCAUUCUGGUGCCUGAUAUCGAAAAGCAGCGCGAAACCCGCACCCAGCACCAAUUCAACGACAAUGCCAUCCGACAUACAAAAAACCUCACUGCUGGCACAGACAUGCAGCGUAUCGGCAUCCAUCUGGUGCGCAUAGAGACCGGCUGUGAUUCCACCACCCACCAUUACCACGAUGCUGACGAAGAGUUUAUCUACAUCCUUUCCGGUCAGGGCAUAGCCAGAAUUGGCGAUGAAACGUUCAGCGUUGGUGCAGGGGAUUUCAUGGGAUUUCCCGCACCCUCACCUGCACACAGCCUGCACAACCCAAACCAGGAAGACCUGGUGUAUCUGAUGGGCGGCGAGCGCUGGGCGACAGAUAUCGUUCACUACCCGGACAUCAAGCGCACCAUGAUCAAGACACACGGCAAGCGCCGCUGGGCAGACUGGCGGGACUUCGAGGGGUUCGGCGCCAGCGAAGCCCUGGGGCAGAGUAUCUGCCUGCACGGUCUGAUACCUGCGGAUCUACUGGGUACGGUACCCGUCGGCACGCAAAUCCCCCUGGGUGAUGGCUGGGCCUGUCGUCUUGAUGGCGAUAGCAGCUUAAACAGUCUGUUUACCUCCAUGUUCAUGCAUGGCGGCUGGCUGCAUAUCAUUGGCAAUAUGCUGUUUUUGUGGGUGUUUGGCGACAACGUCGAAGAUGUUAUGGGUCCCGGCCGGUUUGUGUUGUUCUAUCUAUUGUGUGGCCUGGCCGCCGCCGGCGCCCAGAUAGCGGCAGAUCCGGGUUCUACGGUACCUAUGGUAGGUGCAUCCGGUGCUAUUGGCGGUGUCAUGGGUGCAUACGCCAUCUUGUUUCCACGCGCACGCGUUCAUCUGCUGAUUAUCUUAUUCAUCUAUGUGACCACCAUUUCGGUACCUGCCAUCUUUAUGCUCGGCUACUGGUUUCUGCUGCAGCUGAUAUCAGGUGUUGGGUCUCUUGGUGCCAGCGGCGGCGGUGUUGCUUUCUGGGCGCACGUUGGCGGUUUUGUCGCUGGGGUGGGUCUGGUCACUGUAUUCAAACGACCCGACCUGAUUGCAGCGCGCAAACACCUGAUACGUCGACCGGAAAUCGAAAAACGCGGAUUCCCCGGCAUCUACGGCCCCAGCCUGGGCGAUAGCCUGUCACUGUGCACCGCCAUUGCAAUGGCCACCGAUCGUAUCGACAUAGGCACCAGCAUCACGCCUAUUUACACUCGGAACGUUGCAGAUUUUGCCGGCACCGCAGGGUUUAUCCACGAAAUCUCCAAUGGCCGCUUCCGUUUUGGCGUUGGUGUGAGCCAUGCGCCUGCUAUGGACCGUUUAGGUAUCAAACAAGGCAAACCACUGGGUGACAUGCGCCAGUUUGUGGAAGAUAUCCACGCAGUGCCAAGGGUUGGCGACAUGCCGCCGAUUGUUCUGGCGACAUUACGCAACAAAAUGAUCGCCCUGGCGGAGGAAAUUGCUCAGGGUAUGGUAUUUGCCAACGGCGCCCGUUCACAUAUGUCCAGUUCCCUAGGCGUGCUUUCUGACGGUGCCCGGAUGGGAGCGGACUUUUUUAUCGGUAACAUGGUGCCGACCUGCAUCAACGACGACAAAAAGGCGGCUAUGGCGGUCAAUCGCAAAACCCUGACCAGUUACGCGUUUCUACCCAACUAUCGCAACUACUGGAAAGAAGCCGGCUACGAAGAAGAGAUGAACGGUGUUGAAGCAGCGCUGGCUGCCAAAGACCUGGAUCGGGUACCUGAAUGUUUAUCUGAUCGCUGGCUGGAAGACACCACUCUGUCCGGCAGCGCCAGCGAAGUGCGUGAAGGCAUUGAAGCCUGGUUCGACGCCGGUAUUAAGACCCCGAUUGUUGUGCCUUCUGCCGUGAAAGGUGGACAGCUGCAGGCACUGGAAGAUCUAUUUGCACUGUAUGACUAUCCGGAAGUUGGCCAGCCUGACUUCGACCGCGCUUUAAACAAGCGCGGUCGUCGCGACGGCGAGACCAUGCAAGCCUGGUUCAGUCAGCAACCUCAUAAGGCUACUUGGGUGUGGAGCAGUGCUGCUGUGCGGGCAAAACUGACUGCGGCGUACGUCACCAGUGGCUUCAAUGCUACUUUUGUUGAAGACAAACGUCUGUACCUGGCUUCUGCCGAUGCAUUGCUCGACGUCUUGCAAUCAACCCCUGAAGAGGUGGAGAGCGUUGCAGUGGUUGCGCACAACCCCGGCUUAACCCACCUGGCCAACGUGUUAGGCAGUAGUCAGAUCACCGACAAUCUGGUCACAUUUGGCACCGUGUUGUUUUCAACUCAGCAGGACUGGCGCGAUUUACGACCCGGCCAGGCCACCUUUAUCAGCCUGGAUUCGCCUAAAACAAUCUGA
This is a messenger RNA of Symbiodinium pilosum, 13491 nucleotides long. NCBI's taxonomy places the organism in Eukaryota, Dinophyceae, Suessiales, Symbiodiniaceae. The record is from the annotation of a GenBank genome assembly.